This is a messenger RNA of Myotis lucifugus (little brown bat), 2005 nucleotides long. It is a transcript of the gene EPS8L3, whose product is annotated as EPS8 like 3. Gene Ontology annotation, molecular function: actin binding. The transcript is spliced from 18 exons. Bases 16 to 1698 code for a protein of 560 amino acids. Lineage: Eukaryota; Metazoa; Chordata; Mammalia; Chiroptera; Vespertilionidae. Gene Ontology annotation, biological process: regulation of Rho protein signal transduction; Rho protein signal transduction; positive regulation of ruffle assembly. The record is from RefSeq and is a predicted model, not a curated record. Gene Ontology annotation, cellular component: vesicle; ruffle membrane; plasma membrane.
CUCAGCAGCGUCACCAUGUCCCGGCCCAGCAGCAAAGCCAUCUACAUGCACCGGAAAGAGUACUUGCACAGCCUGGCCUCAGAGCCCGCCUGCCCGCAGCACCGGGUGGAGCACCUGAUGACGUGUAAGCUGGGCACGCAGGGCGUCCGGGAGCCCAAGGACGCCGUGCAGCGGCUGCAGGAGCUGGACGCCCAGGGCCGGGUGUGGAGCCAGAACCUGCUGCUGCAGGUCAGAGACGGCUGGCUCCAGCUGCUGGACAUCGAGACCAAGGAGGAGCUGGACUCCUACCGCCUGGACAGCAUCCAGGCCAUGGACGCAGUGCUCAACUCCUGCUCCUACAACUCCAUCCUGUCCAUCACCGUGCGGGGGGCGGGCCCGCCGGGCGGCAGCACUCUGCUCUUCCAGUGCCCGGAAGUGGGGGCAGAGCGGCUGAGGACCAGCCUGCAGAAGGCCCUGAAGGAGGAGCUGGAGCUCAGACCCCGAUUUGGAGUCCCUCACCCCGGCCAGGACAGAUGGAGGGGGGCUCCUCUGGAAAGGCCACUCCCUAGGGAGCAGGCAGCCCCCCUGGAGUGUGGGCCCCCUCCAGAACAGCCCCCCUGGAUGGCCCCAGAGCACAGUGUGCCACCAUCCCCGCGGCCCCUGUCACGACACUCCAGUGCUCGAGAACCAAGCGCCUUCGCUCUGCCUCCUCCAAGGCGCCCCCCGACCCCCGAGGACCCAGUGAGGGACGAGGAGGUGCUGAACCACAUCCUGAGGGACAUCGAGGUGUUCGUGCAACCGCUGAUGAAGGCCCAGGUCAACGCCAGUGCGAAGAAGACGAAGAAACAGGGGAAGAAAAAGAACACGGGUCCGGGGGGGAGGACACCGGCGCAGUACUUCGAUUGCUUCCAGAAGUUCAAGUACAGCUUCAACCUCCUGGGGAGGCUGGCCAUCCAUCUGCAGAAUCCCAGUGCCGCCGAGCUGCUGCACAUGCUCUUCCGGACUCUGCACUUGGUCCUGACGCAGUGCCCUGAGCGUGACCUCGCAGGCCAAGUGAUCUCACCCCUCCUCACCCCCGAAGCCGUCGACAUGCUCAAGUUCUACCUAAGCCCGCCUGACAGUAACCUCUGGAAGAGCCUGGGCCCGGCCUGGACCACCAGCCGGGACAACUGGACAGGCCAUGAGGUCCCGCCCUACCAACCUAUGUUCUAUGAUGGCUGGCAGCCUCCAGAACCUUCCAACCAGGCACCCCCAGGAUACCAGGACUCCGCUUCCCUCCGGCCAGUGCAGCCAGCCCUGAGAAUGCAGGUCUUAUUCGAGUUUGAAGCUAGGAACCCAAAGGAGCUGACAGUGGCCCCGGGAGAGGUGGUGGAGGUUCUGGACCACAGCAAGCGGUGGUGGCUGGUGAAGGACCAGACGGGAGACAGCGGCUACGUUCCCAGCAACAUCCUGGAGCCCCUGCAGUCCGGGCCGUCCGGGAGGCAGAGCCCGGCCCUUCGGGCCCCGAUGCUGCGACUGAGCUCCAGGCCCGAGGAGGUCAGAGCCUGGCUGCAGGCAGAGAACUUCACCCCUGGCACCGUGAAGGCCCUCGGGGCCCUGACGGGGUCGCAGCUGCUGCACCUGAGCCCGGGGGAGCUCCAGGUGGUGUGUCCUCAGGAUGCCCCCCGGGUCGUGGCCCGGCUGGAAGCCAGCAGAAGGACGCUGGGGAUAAGCCCUUAGGCACCAGCUCGGAUGUCUCCAAGAUCAAGGCCUUCUCACAGCCAGACGGAGGAUCCGAUUCUCUUUAGAGCCCCGAGCAGUCCUCUUGCAGGCCCCCAGAUUGCAGCGAACCCCGCACCCAGCUCACACAGCAAAGAGGACGAGCAAGCCCAGAGGUUGGGCAGAUGGUGCCCUCUCACUGCAUGGGGAGCCCUCUCUGGCGACCAUCUAUUUAUUGUGUCUGUCCUAGACCCGGAGCACGCAUGCCUAGCUUUGUCAAGAUGCCGCCGAGUCCUCUCCUCCCCAAUAAAAGCACCUCCAAGCCUGG